AAUGUCGUGACGUGACCAAAGGGGCGGUCUUGAAACGGGUUGGAUCGCACAGGUGACUGUCGCCGUCUUGUCGGAUCGGGACAAACAUGGGCAAAAUUGAAUUAUUUCAGAUCACAUUUGACAACAGUAAAGAACUUUACACUCCUGGCGAGUCUAUCACGGGAGCCGUGACGAUCAAGGCGGGCCAAAAGCUUCUAUGUAAAGCUGUUAAGGUGAACUGCAAUGGUUUCUGUGGCAUCACCAAUAAAGUAAAUGAAACAACAUGGACCGAGGAGGAACAGUACUUCAACAAUACUGUGUCUGUGGCAGACAAAGGAACUCUGAAACAAGGACUUCACACUUUUCCGUUCAAGUUUCUUAUUCCAGAAUCUGCGCCAACAUCGUUCGAGGGCAACUAUGGCAGAAUAGUUUACAGAAUAAGAGCUUUUGUUGACACGCCACGCUUUUCCAAAGAUUACAGCACAGCAAAAGAAUUCUAUCUAUUGGACCCUCUCAACUUAAACAAAAUUUCAGACAUAUGGGGUCCCUGCUCCUCUUCAGUCAUCCAGGAAUUCAGCUACAUGCUAUUAAAAACGGGCACAGUGACACUGAAAGCCCAGAUUGACAAGAAGGGUUACACACCAGGCCAGAUUAUUCAACUGUCCGCUGUCGUCCACAAUAAAUCAGAGAAGAGAACAAGCAAUAUAAAGGCCUCUCUGGAGCAGAGAGUGACCUAUCAGACAAAAAAAACCACCCAUGACGUGAGGGUCAUUGCAGAGUUGGAGGGGGGACAAGUUAAGGCUGGCAAGGAGAUAGAGUGGAAGGAGCAGAUCAUUGUUCCUCCUCUUCCGCAGUCAUCCCUUGUUGGGUGCGACCUCAUAAAGAUUGAAUACUAUGUUAAAAAGUCUGCUGGGAAGAGAACCAAUUUGGUCUUGACAGACAUGGACACUUCAGUGUCACCUGAGGUCACAGAGAUUUGUGUUAAAGAUGAAAAGAGAGCCGUCGUCAUCUCCACUAAACCUCACUCAGCUAUGAAGAAGAAGAAAAGGAAAAUGGGACUCUACAACUUUGUCUCUAAAAAGAAAGCAAAGCCUUUGAAACACCUGAAAAAUUACGAUGCUGUGCAGAUGAGCCAUUUUGGAGAAGAUGAGAUUACAAAAUCAGGAGACACCUCAAGUAUGAGACGUGAAUCUUUGACUGAAGCCCAAUCUGGGGAAGCAAACAAUUUUGAAUACACAGAGCUGAAUUUAGACUGUCUUGGUCUGAAAAGUCAGGAAGAGCUGAUUUUACCUUACUCAACAGACCUUGCUGAGGUGACAGACUUAGACCUGUCUGAGGAGUUACCAUUGUGCUGCUGUCGUAUGGAGACUCCUCCCUGUGGAGGCAGAUUGUCCGAACAGGAUCAGACCUGUAUGGCCGUGGAGAGCAUAGACGGAAUGCUGAAUCAUUGUCAGAGACAUGUGAUGCAGCGUGAAAAGAUGAGGCCUUCCAAUUUAGUCCAUUUGCUGGUUUUGUGUGAGAAUCACAGGGCCAGCAUGGUUAAACACCAAUGCUGCCCCGGCUGUGGACUCUUCUGUAGUGUGGGUACCUUCAUGGAGUGCCAGCCUCAUGGUAACAUUUCACACCGCUUUCACAGAGAUUGCGCCUCUGUUAUAAAGAAUCGCAGGUUUUGUCCUCACUGUGGAGAGGAUGCCAGUCGGGCGAAAGAGGUCACAAUGCCCUCAUUCUCCCUUCAAUGGUCAAACAAGGAACCAUCACCUACAUCUCCUCUGCCAAGACCUGCUACACAGAUGCUCAGGGCUAAAAAGACUUGCGAGCCACAAAAGAGCAGAGAGCUGAACUUCAGCAGUGUUUCUGCAGGCAGAAGUUCUAACAUAUCACUAGAGCGUAUACUGAUGGGACUAGAUGAUGAAAACCUGAAAUCAACAAAAGUAAAUUACCCGACUGGACAGCUCUACAUUUCUGCAGAAGAAGGAGAGCUCCAGAGGGUCAUUCAUCUAUUAGUUGAUGGAAAGGAUCCCAACUGUCUGAUGGAUAACCAAAACAAGCGAACACCCUUACAUGCUGCUGCAACUGAAGGGCAUGAAGAAAUUUGCCAUAUGCUAAUUCAGGGUGGAGCCAACCUGGAGAUGCUUGAUGAAGCGCAGAGAACACCCCUGAUGGCAGCUUGUGAAGAUAACCAUUUAGAGACAGUAAAGUACCUGAUUAGGGCUGGAGCAUCUAUAAACCACAAGGAUGUAAUGGGUUUCACCUGUCUGCAUCUGGCUUCUAAACUGGGACAUUAUGGCAUCGUGCAACAUCUGCUCACCAGGUCAUCCAAGUGCAUCAACUGUCAGGAUGAUGGAGGAUGGACACCCAUCACCUGGGCAAUUGAGCACAAGCACAAGAAGGUAUUCUACCUGUUGCUCGAAAACGGGGCAGACGUUAACAUCAGAGAUAAGGAACAGAACGUCUGCUUGCAUUGGGCAGCUUUGUCGGGGUGUGCUCGUCUCACCCAGGCUUUGCUGGAUGCACAUUGUGACCAAAAUGCUGCCAAUGCUCAUGGAGACCUCCCAAUUCAUGUUGCUGCUAGAGAAAACCAUCUAGAAUGUGUAAUGUUGUUUUUGUCUAAUGGAGUUGUCCUGAAUCACAAGAACAAAGAAGGACAAACUGCUUUGGAGUGUUGCAUCAAUGGCUCAAAGGUGAAAUCCAUCUGCUAUGAGAUCCUUCUGGAGUUUUUUAAGGCUCAGUAUCGUGUGGGUGUUUCCUGGUUGACAUGCCUCUGCAACAUCACAUGGACAUUGGGGACAUUGCCUCCGGAUUGGGACAUUUCUCGGGGGUAUGAGACAGUUCCCGUAAACUGUGUUAAUGGGAUUGACAAUGAACCAUAUCCUGGAAACUUCAAAUACAUACCAGACAACUGUGUCACUUCCCCAGUAAAUGUCAGCAAGGACAUAACUCACCUGCGGCAUUGCAGUUGCACAGAUGACUGCUCAUCCAGUACCUGCACUUGUGGUCAGCUCAGUCUGCAAUCUUCGUAUGAUAGUGAUGGCCGCCUGUUACUGGAUUUUACUCAGCAAGAUCCUCCAGUGCUCUUUGAGUGUAACCAUGCUUGCUCAUGUUGGAGGACCUGCAAGAACAGAGUUGUUCAAAAUGGACUGAGAGUCCGACUUCAGCUCUUCAAAACUGAGAAAAUGGGCUGGGGAGUGAGACUCAUGCAGGAUGUUCCACGGGGGACAUUUAUUUGCGAGUAUGUUGGUGAGAUUAUAACUGACACAGAAGCUGACACAAGAGAGAAUGAUUCUUUUCUCUUUACACUAAACGAUAAGGUAGAUGACAUACAUUGCAUUGAUGCAAGACUUUUUGGUAACAUUGGCCGCUUCAUUAACCAUUUAUGUGAGCCCAACCUAUUGGCCCUGAAGGUAUUCACCAUGCAUCAAGAUUUGCGGUUUCCAAGGAUUGCUUUCUUCUCCAGCAGAACCAUUAAAGCUGGUGACCAAAUCGGGUUUGACUACGGUGAGCACUACUGGAUGGUGAAGAGUAAAUAUUUCAACUGCGAGUGUGGUUCACCGAAGUGUCGGUACUAUUCUGGAAGAUGAAAGAUUGACGACCACAUUGUAAUAUAACCAGAGUUUUAUUUCUGUCCGUUUCUGUACAUAUGAAAUGUACCAAUUUCCAUAUUGCUGGCGUCAGGCCUAAGCCUCCUAUGUCAAGUUAGCAAAUUUCACAUUUUUGUCACAAAUCUAUACUAUUGGUGUGUGUGUGUGUGUGUGUGCGUGCGUGCGUGCGUGCGUGUGUGUGUGUGCGUGCGUGUGUGUGUGUGUGUGUGUGUGUGCGUGCUGUUUUUUUUAUACAAAUAAUAGAGCUGUGCACAAAUGGGUAGUGAUUCGUUCACCCGUCCGGCAAAUCAAUAAUGGAAUUUAUAUGAUGUCGUUGCAUUUUGUUUCCAAGGUUUCUGUACUGCAAGUCCGCUUAUGACACAAACUUAAAGCACCAGUUGACAGAUCUUAAGAUGUGUAGAAACUGUACACAUGAAAUCAUACCUGAUGUAUUUAAUCUACUAUAAUUUUUUUCGUCGCAUCCAGCAAGUCUUCUCUGGUGAUUUAAUGUAAAGCAAACAAAUGCGCGUUGAUCCUAUUCCCUCACCCCCUACCCUACCCUGGUUGUUAGUCUAAACACCAACACACAAGAAGGUGCCGAUUUGCCCCAAACAUUUUAAAAUGCUAACAGGAAAAAGGAACCUUAACAUGAAUGAUUCAGGCAGGCAGCCUGAAUAGACAUCAGUAGAUUGAGCCUUUACUGCGGUGUUGAAGAGGGAGUCCUGCAAUGGUGUCUUUGUUAAAGUCCAGGUUAUAAAAUGACACGUGGCCUGAAUCAUAGCGACAUGUCUGAUGUAACAACCCAAUGCGUGUCAAUAUUGCUAAAAAAUUCAAUGAGUUAUGAUGAAGUAAGCCAAACAUAAACACUCUUGCUGUUGUCUUAUUUCUGAUCAUGGCCACGAGCUAUUUUUUUUCAAAUAAUUGAAUGUCUGGCUUUGUAAUUAUUUUUGGGCAGCAUAUGGUGUGGAUAAAGUGCUAUAUAACUGCAAUUGCUAUUUAGGACAUAUUUUAUUUAUUUUCUAGAAAAUACGUUGCCAAGAACCCCUACCCCCGCUGAGUCCAGGCCCUACAGUAUAGUGUUGAAAAUGGCUUGUUCUCUUUGAUGAUGCAGGUUAUUACCAGAGGCCAGCAAUGUUUAAGAUAAUAAAAACGGUUUUGUUCAUGUUUUUAUGUAUAUUUGACUUUUCUAGUUAGACAUGAUGAAUUGUCCUGAAAACAUAAGCAUCCAGGAAAGUGUUCUCAGUGCUUCAUUUUUUUCACAUUAAAUGGACCUUGAAUGGAA
Messenger RNA from Syngnathus typhle (broad-nosed pipefish), 4839 nucleotides. RefSeq names its product euchromatic histone-lysine N-methyltransferase 1a (gene ehmt1a). The transcript has 28 exons. The record is from RefSeq and is a predicted model, not a curated record. Lineage: Eukaryota; Metazoa; Chordata; Actinopteri; Syngnathiformes; Syngnathidae. Gene Ontology annotation, cellular component: nucleus. Gene Ontology annotation, molecular function: protein-lysine N-methyltransferase activity; zinc ion binding; p53 binding. The coding region runs from base 87 to 3557 and encodes 1156 amino acids.